AUUGCUGGAUGGUUUGAGAUUUGCCAGAGAAAAAAAAAAAAACAUUCUCAGAGAUUGUACUGCUCUGUAGCAGAAGUACCAGAUGUUUGCAUUUCAGAAAAGAACAGUCUGUGUUGGUGUCUGUAACACAAUCUGAACAAUGAAGCUUGAGGCACCAAAAACCUUUGAAGAUGUUGCUGUUGGCUUUUCAGAAGAAGAAUGGAAGAUGCUGGGCAAAGAGGACAAAACAUUGCACAGAGAGGUGAUGGUGGAAAACUACAAACACAUGGUUUCACUAGGGUAUAACAUCCCAGUGAAGCAGCUGUUGCUGUUGGUUACAAAUCCUGGUAUAACAAAAGAAGAUGUGAUAAAGCUUGAAAUGGAUCUUCCUGAUGUCUUUUCCAUCAUCAACAGUUGGCAGAAUCACCUUGAGACUCAUGGACAGCAAUCAUCAGUUCAGACUUAUCUGACUUCGAUAUAUGAUUUGGACUCUGCAGAUAAGAAACAAAUAUACACAGAAGAGAAGCUGGAUAAUGGUGACCUAUGUGAUAGUACGUCUGUGUUUAAAUCGGUCCCUAAAAUACAGCAGAGACACCCCUGUGGAGAGAAGUUCUACACUUGUUCUGCUUAUAAGAAGAGACACACAGAAGAGUAACACGUCAACAAAUGAGAAAAUGCAUAUUGUAGAUAAUCAGAUUUAAUAUCCUGCAUGUAGCAAGGUUUUUACACAGACAAAAACCCUUUCAAAAUGGCAAUAAAUGCAGACUGGAAAGAAGUCUUAUAAUUGUGUCGUACGUGACAGGAAAUUUGUAACGAGGAGUAACCUCAGUGUGGAUGAAAGAGAAUACACUAGAAAAAAAGUUGUAUAAAUGUGCUGUUUGUGAUAAGAGCUUUACACAAAGAAGGAGUUUUGCAGCUCACAAGAGAGUACACACUGGAGAGAAAACAUAUAAAUAUACUACAUGUGACAAGUGUUUUACACAGAGGAGUAAUCUUUUAGUACACACAAAGUUACACAGUGGAGAGAAGCCAUUUAAAUGUGAUGUAUGUCAGAAGAGAGUUACACAGAAGAUUUCCCUUUUUUUCACGAGAAGAUACACACAGGAGAGAAGCCAUAUAAAUGUUUGACAUGUGGCAAGAGCUUUACUUGGAGGAGUUGCCUCAUAAAACAUGAGAAUAUACACACGGGGGAGAGGAGAUUUCCAGAAAGUAAAGAAAUGGAGAGGGCAUAUAUGUGUACUACUGGUAAUAAAUGUUUUACAAGUGAGAGUAAUCUUUUAUCACACACAAAGUCACGCAGUGAGGAGAAACCGUUUAAGUGCUCCACGUGUGACAAGACUUUUAAGUUGAAGAUUAGCCUUUCAACCCAUGAAAAGGUACAUGUUGGAGAGAAACCAUAUAAAUGUGCCACAUGUAGCAAGUGUUUUACAUGGAAGGAUGCCCUCACUAAACAUGAAAAAAUACAUACCGGAAUAAAGCCAUAUGUGUGUAACAUGUAACAAAAGCUUUAUAUGGAAGGGUGUACUUGCAACACAUGAAAAAAUACACACUGGAGUGAAGUCAUAUAAAUGUUCCACAUGUGACAAAAGUUUUUCACAGAAGACAUAUCUUUCAUCCCAUGAGAAAAUUCACAGUGGGGAAAAGUUGUAUAAAUGUGCCACAUGUCACAAGAGUUUUAUACUGAAGUCUGUCCUCACAACACACGAGAAAAUACAUAGUGGAGAGAGGCCAUACAAAUGUGCCAUAUGUAACAAGAGUUUUGUGUGGAAGACUAGCCUCAUAGUCCAUGAGAAAAUACACAAUGAAGAAAAGCCAUAUAAGUGUGGUACAUGUAACAAGAAGUGUGUACGGAAAGAUAUGCUUGCAGCACAUGAAAAAAUGCACACCGGAGAGAACCCAUACAAAUGUGCCACAUGAGACAAGAGUUUUUCAACGAAAACAUAUCUUUCAUCCCAUAAAAUGCACACUGGUGAAAAGCUAUAUAAGUAUGCCACAUGAAACAAGAAUUUUAUAUUGAAGGCUAUCCUCACUACACAUGAGAAAAUGCACUCUGGAGAGCGGCCAUAUAAAUGUACCGCAUGUAGCAAGAGUUUUAUAUGGAAGGCUAACCUCACAGCACAUGACAAAAUACACACCGAUAAGAAAAUUUGUCCAAUACCAAAAGUAAAGAAGGCAGAAACAAGAAAAAAGACAAAGAAAAAAGUAAAAAAAAGUAACAUUGAUCAUUGAAAUAACUAUACUGUACGGUGAUUAUAAUGUUUUGCUUAUGGAGAAAGUUAUAAAAUACCAGGAAAUACAAGCAGAACAUGUUAGCUCAUCUGGAAGAAGAUGUAUCUGUAGAAUUGUGAAAACAAAAAGAAAUGCAGAUGCUGUGAAAUGAUGUAACAGAAGUAAACAGAAUAUAGCACUAUACAUCGAAACUAGUUGCAGAUAAAGUGGUACCGCAAACAUGCAGAAUAAGAAAUGGAAAAAUUGAAACAAGUAGAAUGCCAUCAACAAAGCAUCAGAGAGAAAAUGAAAGAAUUGAGUUGAGAAGUGUCAGUACUAUAAUAAUGUAGAAAAGGAAAUAGGUCAUUAACAGCUAUUAGAGCAACAUAUAACACAAAAAUAUAACUGAUUUGUCUUAUACCAUCUACAGUAAUAAAUUAAAAAUAUUAGCAGACUCAGAAAAACUGAGAAAUUAUAUAGAAAAAUACAAAAGAAAAACACAAAGUAACCAAUUUAUUGAAUCUGGAAAGAGAAACAAUAAUAAUAGUGGUACCACAUAAAAAAGAAGAAAUCAAUCCAUACUUUGGUAGUAUUUAUGGAGAAAAUUGGAGAUCCUGCUGAAAAUAUCAGAGGCUGAAUGGAUGGAAGACAUACAAAAAAUGUAAUAAAUGCUUAAAUAGAAGAUAUGAAAUGUAAUGAAGUAACUGCAACAGAAAUUGAGACAAACUUAAAGUCUCCUAACAAGAAACCCCAGGUCUGUAUGAAAUACCCAACUCCUUACUAAAGGUAGUAACAUAUUUGCACAGUGAUUUAGCCUUGAGCAGAAAUGACUUAUAUUCACAUCCUGAAUUAACACUAACAUGGCUAACAGGAAACAAUAUACUCCUUGUUAAAAGCGAUCUAGCAAACCAACUUAAGAACUGUUGACCAAUAACUUGGGCUCUCCAGCAGUACGUAAGCUGUAUACUGGAACUGUGCAACUGAAGUUUUUAGUCACUUAGAAAAAAAUGAAUCAUGAUAAUAGAACAGAAAGGUAAAAGAACAUGUGAUCAUCUAUUAUUAAACAAAACCAUAACUGACAGUGUAAAAAAGAAACAGACCCCAGUUAUGGCAUAGAUAGAUUACAAAAAAAAGCAUUUGACAUCAUUCCACAGUAAUGGAUUUAUGGGAUGCAUCAAAUAUAACUUACACUGAUAAAUAUAACAGCCACUAUGAAACAGUGGUAUAAUGCUUUACAACUGAGUCAUGAUUAAGGGCAAAUUACUGUCCCAGGGACAAAAAUCUAUAAAGUGACAUUCUAGGAUGAGUCUUUGUCACUACUGCUGUUUUUGCCUUCCAAUUAACCCAUUACACUGUUUAUUUAACAAAUCAUGCUACAGUUACAGCUUGACUUCCAGAAAGCAGCCUUGCACAAUGAUAUCUCAUCUGCUUUUUCUGGAUGAUUUCAAACUAUAUAACUUGUCAGACAAGCAACAGAAAUCAGAAUUACAAAUGGUCAAAACCUAUUUCAAAUGAUGUAAGAAUGACAUAUGGUCUUGAUGAAUGUGGAAAAGCAAUACUCAGAGCAAGAAAACUUAAGCAACAGGGAAAUGUUAUUAAGGGGGGAGAAUGUGAUAUAAUUACCUCACUAAAAGAAUCACAGACCUAAUGUAGAUGCCCUACGCUGACCGCCUUAAAAAACACUAGCGAUAC
Molecule: messenger RNA, 3879 nt
Organism: Protopterus annectens (West African lungfish)
Lineage: Eukaryota; Metazoa; Chordata; Ceratodontiformes; Protopteridae
Product: zinc finger protein 181-like
Exons: 4
Coding region: 140-634 (164 amino acids)
Biological process (GO): regulation of DNA-templated transcription
Source: RefSeq, a predicted model, not a curated record